This is a messenger RNA of Oldenlandia corymbosa var. corymbosa, 1040 nucleotides long. The record is from the annotation of a GenBank genome assembly. NCBI's taxonomy places the organism in Eukaryota, Viridiplantae, Streptophyta, Magnoliopsida, Gentianales, Rubiaceae.
CUCAAAUGAUAGUUCCACAAACAAGAGGCACAUGAUCCUCUUGUGAAUGGUAUAUGUAUUACCAUAUUAUAUAAUUUGUAACGAUUAAUUGGAUUUUGUCGCAGUGAGUAUCACAAGAAAGUGGAACAGAGGAUCUAGUGCCCACAAGCAAUAUAUACUAGAAAAAAUUUCAAGAGUCAAGGUAGAUUUACAGCAGUUGAAAGCGUGAUUUUCCUCCCAAACAUUGGGAUUUUAUUAAUUGAAAUUUGAAAUAUUUGGGGGAAAAUCAACUAACAUACAAAACUUCGUGGGGUGUUUUCCAAUAUAUACAUAAAUCGCCUAAUUGGUGAACAAAACGGAAUACUUCGGCCGCGAGAAAACACGACGAAGCGGCAAAACCCACCGGCAACGCCAUAAUGGGAGCCGAAGAAGAGCUUAACCAUAUCCGACCGGAACAAGACGCGGUAGCACGAGACACAACGAAUCGGAGUUCCCUCAAUCGCAUUACUCCCGCUCAGUUCCUCUCCUGGAAACGCCAAAAGGAUGCUGAUGCAUCAGCUAAGAGAGUUGAAACCGAAAGAAAGCGUGCAGAGGAUAUAGCUGCUGGGCUUGUGCCAAUGAACGGCCGUGAGCUUUUUCAGAAUGAACCUUGGGUAUUUGAUAAUACGCGUUAUUAGACUACCAUUGUAAAUUGCAGCCUUGAGCAUAUGAAAAUGGAUGUUACUUGCUAGUUUGUUUGUAAGGAAGGGUAUGUUUAUUUAUUUGGAUCUUUUAGGUUUGGUAUUGAAUACCAUUACUAAAAGUCUAAAUGGGAAGAAAAAUUAAACUUUUGUGAGCUUGAAAUCUAUUCCAACUCUUUUGUUUACGUUGUAAUUUAUCAUGUAAGAAAAGGAAAACGUGAGGGGUUUCAUGUAAUUUAUCAUGGCCCUUGUACAAAGAGCUUAUUAACUGGUAUCAAGGGUUUCAUUUUAUCUUUGCAAAGUGAGGAGUGAAAGAAAGAAAAAAAUUUCUGAACACAUUCCAUACGAUUUUUUAGGGUAGUAAGAAUUAAUUGGUGCUGC